ACUCUGAAUUGGGUUUUUCCCUAUUUCUAUGUAUGAAACUUUCCCAAGCAAAUAUCACUAUUUUUCCCAACUGGAAAGGCUUUGGCCCUUGAAAUCAAGACCUUUAAAGAAAACCUACACAAAGAUUGCAGUGAACUCUUACAUAAACACAUAUAUAUAUUUAUAUAUGUAUGUAUGUAUAUAAAUGGAGUGUUUUGAGAUCUACCGCCUGGUUCUGGUUGGGUGUUUCAUGUUUUGCUAUGUACCAGUAACAGUCAGGAAAUGAUUCAGUAGAGCGUGACCUCAUCCUUAAACUUCCAGGUGUCUCUCCUGACAUAAGAACUUCCUUCCAACUGUGGCUAAUUAGUUUUCCUUCUCAUCAUUCAGUUCGUGAAAAUGGAUAGGUUUAACAAGUCACUGGCUUAAAUUUUGGGAGUGCAUUUAUAACGGGCAUCUGUGUUGAGUGUCUGUAUACAGGUAGGGUGUUAUGGUGAUAAAGAUGAAUGCUAUCAGGUUACUUUACCUGUUGUCAAACAUUAUCACGUCAGGUGAAGAUGUUUUCUCGGAAAUUCUAUAUUCAUUCACAUCUGAUAUUUAAGUACCAAUAUAAAGAGCUGUCUAUUUGUCUUUACUUAUAAUCUUGGUGUUGAUAAUGCAGAAUUUAUAUCAUUACAUAGCUUAUAUUUAUAUAUUGUAAAAUUUCAGAUCAUGCGACUCCCCAAGGAGACAACUGAUUGGAUCUGACAGUAAGGGGGGAUAACUGAUUUGAUCUUUGGAUCUAUUAGUAGGGGUUGAUAACCGAUUGGAUCUGACAGGAAUGAGCGACAACUGGGGGAUAAAUGAUUGCAUCUUUUGGUCUGUUAGUAAGGGGAGAUAACUGAUUGCAUCUUUGGGUGUGUUGGUAAAGGGGGAUAACUGUUUGGAUCUGACAGCAAUGGGAGACAACAGAUUGGGUCUUUAGGUCUGUUAGUAAGGGGGAUAACUGAUUGGAUCUGACAGAAAGGGGAGACAGCUAAUUGAAUUUGACAGGAAGGGGAGACAACUGAUUGGAUUUGACAGGAAGGGGAGACAACUGAUUGGAUCUGACAGGAAGGGAGGACAAUUUUCAGCAUGGCAGGUGGACUAGCUGGAUCAGAUGUUAUGCGGUUCCAGAACAGCCUGGUGGACCUAAUGCUGAUGGUGGGGCUGGACGAAAACACUGGACUCAUACCAGAACAGAAAGGGAUGGAAUCCAAGAAGAUAAUGGACAGCUUGUUCGAGCUCAAGUUUCCACCUCAGGUGCUGUCGGCAGUGUCAUCCAAUACCAUGAUGCAUUUCUUCCCCCAUCCUCGACAGGACUUUGAUUAUCCACUUCAACAGUCUGAUUUGCAGCACCAGCUUCUGAAGUCCACCAAUGUCUACCAUACUAUGGAUGCCAUCCCUAAAAGCAAAUUUAACAAAGGCGUGCACCAGUCUCGGAUAGUGCAGAGGAGUACCUCGGUGGCUCCCGGAUCCAUCAGCAGGCACAUGGCCACCCGGCGGCCAUUCGGCCACAUAAAGAAAUCUGUGUAUGCUAGUACCCUGGCCAACAGUCAACAGUUCCCAAUCCCUGAUGAAGUCAUUAAAUCCAUCCAAUACUUCUGCUUCCCAGAUGAGCUCCAGAUUGUGGAUCACAAGGCUGAAACCCUGACUCACUUCCUAGUCCUGACUAAUAUCCAUGGCGACAAGACGUAUGCUACCUGCAUCACAUUCUAUAGACCUUAUAUAGUGGAAAAGGAGUUUGAUGGCAAUCUGGUUCUCCACCCAGACUCGUCAAGAAACAACUGGACAGACAAGUCCAAUAGAGUCCGCUGCUUCAUUCCACUGUGUUGUGUCCUCAUUUCCAAAUAUCCAUACUUCGAGACGAUGAAAGAAUCUCUGUCAUAUAUGGUGCACCUGAUUGAGACCAGGCCAGAUGACAUGUAUACAUACAUCAAGUUAUUCUCGCACAAACUGACCAUGACACCGACGCCGCCAGCAGGCAGAGUGGCCAUUGAAUACAGUAUACAGGAUGUGUCAUUCAUCAUAAGCCCCUCCCAGGAGGCGGAGAAACAAGUGAUUGACAUCCCUCUGUAUCUUCCUUUUCUGAUCUUCCCACCGGAUGAGAUCCUCCGGAUAAUAUCCGCCAUCCUCGUAGAGCAUCGCAUCGUGUUUGUUGCCUCAAAUUACGCCUUGCUCACCAUAGUCAUGGAGAGCUUCCUAAACUACAUUCUACCAUUUGAGUGGAAGUACACCUAUGUACCGAUACUGUCCAGCAAAUCUCUGGAAUUGUUGGAAGCCCCCGGAACAUUCAUGAUGGGCUGCCACUCUAAAUACAAAGAGGAAGUCACUCAGGUGGGAGGUCUAGUUAUGGUUGACAUAGACGAGGGCCUCCUGAGCAUUAACCCCGAGCAGGCAGACGACGCGCGAUCUACAAGGUCAGGCGAUAGUGACAGCAUCGAGGACCUGCUGGAUAUCCCAGAAAUCCCUGAGGGGGCGGCCAAUCUCUUCACUAAAGUUUGUCAGAAAGCCAAGUUCCAGUUUGACCUGGUGGAUGUGCAAAGACCUAGUUAUUUUGACCUGAAAAAAGAGCGGUCCUUCCGAAGAAGAAAAAUACAGACCCUUAAUGAUUUCAUUGUGUCUGGGUGUCUAGAACUUAUGGUCAAUUUGUUCAGGAGUGUGGUAACAGAAACACGAGUAGAAUUUAAAAGAUUCAACAAACAAGCCUAUCUGGAUUCAAAAUCAGGACCAGAAAAAAGCUUUUAUGAAAAAGUUCUGAAGACGAGUAUGUUUAAAAAGUUUCUGAAAGAUCGUAUCAAUGAUAAAACUGACUAUUGGGUCAAGCUGGAGGUGAAAACGAGGCCACAGGCCAAGAUGUCAGACAAUGGACCAACCGUUCCAAGCAGACGUCCACAGUUGAGGAAGCAAUCGUCCGUUGCUAUCACUCCUCAGAAGGCCAGUCCUUCCCAGAGUUCCCCAGUGUUCAGGAUGCCAGACAUUGGGGAUCGUGUGAUUGAUUACCUGAAAAACACAAUUACAUGUCUGACCACUGCUGUACAGAAAAGCCAGCACUUCCAGGAGCGAGCAUCCUACAUUUAUCUGCUGGGGAUGUGCUAUCUUGCCUGUAACAAACUGACUCUGGCUCUGGAGAACUUCAUUUCCCUGGCAGCCAUUGAUGCUCAGAUCUUACCAGAGCAAGUGGUCCAGCAAAUUUGUCAACAAAUGGCUGACUCGGAGGUACAGAAGCUGACCGACAGGCCUGAAUUUCAUGCCCUGCCUGACUUACUGAGUACUGUAACCACGGAAACCAUCCACCCCAGCCACAGGAAGUUCGAGGAGUCCAUUAACCUGCCAGAAAAAGAUCUCUACUUUGAUGAUUUUGUGGAGUGUGUAUCCGUAUUGGAGAUGACCAGUGAUACAGACACAAUAGGACGAUUAUUCCGAGCUCUCGUACCCACACAGAUCCACCAAAACUUCAUUGACCAAGAGACGUUUGCCUCCUUCAUGCACUGCUGGAAGGAAAAUAACAAGCAAUGUCUCAGUCUGGGAAUCAGCGACGAAGAUCUGUUAGAAGCGGAGUGUGUCCUCAAGGUGUCCUCGCUGUGUAAAACAGACUACGGUACAGGGAGGGUCACCCUUACAGACCGGAGACUAUGCUUUGUGAAAGACAUUUCAACUGAGCUGAAGGAAAUUACACGGUUGAGCAAAAUUGCAGAACUUGAAAAGAAAACAAUGUAUUCUUUUCUGAAGCAGGUUAAAGUUCUAAGGAUCAAAAGCAAAGAGGGGUCUCGCUUCACAGCAUGGCUAAAAGAAGAGAGGGAUGAUUUUUGUUUGUUGAUAGAGGAAAUGUGGGCUGGUAAAAUUGUAUGUGAGUCUACCAAGGACAUCCAUGCUAUUCAGAAAGCAGCUCAGAAUGUGCUUCUGGUGGAUGCUGUUCUACAAAGUGGUCUCGAUGAGGAAACAGCUCACCAUGGCAACAGAGAGGAGGCAGCCAGGCAGCUGUGUUUCUACAAGAAAUACCGGGAGGAGGGUCACCACAAUGUUCCCACGGAAACCAAGGAAGUCCUACAGAAUCGCAUCGACCCAAAUUACGGGGAACGUGAGCGGAAGACAGUUCAUGCCCUGCUGUAUACGCCGGGAGUACCUGAGCACUCUAUAUCCCCCCGCUUGUGGGUGGGGCUGGGUGACGGGAAGAUUAAAGUAUACAAUGCUUCUCACUGGCUCCUGGAGUCCGAGUUUGUCCAGACCAAACAGAGUGUGAUCUAUGAUAAAGUAUGUCAAUCCAGCAGAAAAAAGUUAGAGACCCAUGGCUGUACGUGCCUGGUGGCGGUGGACAAAAAGCAUGUGUGGGCGGGGUCAUACGGCAUUUUUAUCAUCGAUAUUGAGACGAUCCGCAGCAACAAAACGCUGAUGGACCACCAAGAAAUCGUCAUGGAUAUUGUUUCCAUAGACAGUGGGAGGUAUGCUUUUACUGCCAGUAUAAAUGGCAUUAUCAUGAAGUGGGACGUUCAGAAAUUAACACAGGCCCAGCCUGCAAUCAGACUGGAAGAUGUCCGAGAUCUACGCAGCAUCAAAUACUAUCAGGGACACAUUUGGUGUGGAACCUGGCAGAGAAUCAUUAAGGUCAAUGACAGUGGACAGAUUUUACAGCAGCUAGAGUUUACAUUGGUGGAUCCAAAGUAUCGGCCGGUGGAGAUGGACUGCUUUCUUAUCCUGGAGGCAGAAUAUGCAGAUGAAAAAGAUGAGAUUUGGGCAGGUUGUAGGAGAGAAGGAGAGAUUUUGAUUUGGGAGGUUGAUAGUAAAGAGCCCUCACGAAGAAUCAGUAUAAAUUGUCGAGGGAUCAGCGACAUGGUCAUUCAGGACAGGAGGGUUUGGGCUGGAUCAAAAGAUGGCCAGAUCUAUAUCAUAAAUUCCGAAACAAAGAAACCUUUCCGGACUCUCCAGGCACAUGAUGACGCUGUCCGAUCUCUCUGUAAUGCGGAGAAUCGCUACAUCCUCAGUGGUUCAGGGAGUAGUGAUGGAAAGAUUGCUAUAUGGACCCCAAAUGAUACACGAACAGAGUCUGGGACUUAUCUAGGAAUUUGAAAUAUCCCACGAAACAAUUUCUUCAGAUUAUAUGCAUUAAGUGUAUUGGAUAAUUGUCAGUAAAUCAGUAUGGUCUGAAUAAUUUAAUAAGAGUGGAAUAAAUUCAGAAUUGAAUAUUUGCAGUGAAGAAUUUGAACAUCGCAUACUUGAAUUCUUUCACCUAGUUGCAUCUUUUAUGUAAAUGUACUGACCAAUAGGAAAGCUAACAUAUAAAUGUACUGACCAAUAGGAACAGAACAUAUAAAUGUACUGACCAAUAGGAAACAGAACAUAUAAAUGUACUGACCAAUAGGAAACAGAACAUAUAAUUGUACUGACCAAUAGGAAACAGAACAUAUAAAUGUGCUGACCAAUAGAAACAGAACGUAUAACUGUACUGACCAAUAAGGAAACAGAAUUUAUAAAUGUGCUGACCAAUAAGAAAACAGAACAUGAAGAAGUUACCCAUUGGUUGUAACUUAUGAAUAAUUGAAAUUUUUGUGGACUUCAUUUUUUCCAUGUUCAUGUAUAAACCAACGAAUAGUUCUUAUUGUUAUAUAUAGACUAUGCAAUGUACAGUCAUGGUAGUGAUAUUGAGAUGGUCUUUUGAAUAUUUCUUCAAUUUUGAAGCAUAUUUAGAAAAGAUUGACCAAAAUAACAUCCUGGAUAGAUUGUUACAAGUAUUGCACUAAUGAAAAAAAAAAAGGUUUCAUUCACCCAUUUAUUUGCACUAGUUGAUAAAAAAAAAUAUUAUACUCUGACACUUUAGUAUAUUAAUUCAUGAAUGUUAAUUAUUUAAAUCAUUUUGUAGUGUACUAGUUUAUCAUAUUAGUAUAUUAAUUUAUGUAUGUUAAUUAUUUAAAUCAUUUUGUGGUGUUCUAGUUUAUCAGAUUUAAUCCACAAAGAAAGAGAUACCUAUUUUCAUAUUCUUGUAGCAUCCAUUUUUAUAAUUUAACAAAUGUAUGUGGAAAUUUUCAGACUUGUUUCAUCUACCUUAUGUUCAGCGAUUUUUCCAUUGAAAAACAGGGUAUAUAUAUUUAGCAAGAGCUAAUUUUAGGGACUUUAGAAUUCCAGGAAAGGUAACUAUUAUCUACGAUAUAGAAUACAUUGUUAGUGAUAUUCAAUUUUUGCGACCUCAUCACUCUCGCUAAUAAUGCCAAAAUUAAAUCCUCACUAAAAAGUCUGCUUAUACAGUAUUUGCUAAAUGAAGUAAUUCAGUAUGGGGUUUUUUUAUUUGAAAAUGUAUAUUUCAUUCAUUAUUUGGAUAAUUUCUAGAGGCAGUAGUAUUUUGCUAUUUCUAGUCCGUACUAUUUUUUUUUAUAUACUACCUCAAACAAAAAGUAGAAAAUUAUGUCACAUGAUGUCCUGUACGUAGACGAUAGAUGUUGGAUAGCUGCCCUGUAUGGGCCUUACAAGUAACAGUUCCCCUCUCUGGGGACCUUUCACAACAUGGCUCUGGGAAAAAGAUAUAAGUCACAAUCUGAUCAUCACAGUGAUGGUCAAUUUCACCGCAAGCUGUAAUACUAGGAACAUUAAUGGGAACAUCUCAUCUAUUAUCUAUAUGAAUAUUUAAUGUGCCACAUUUAAACAUUUGAUAAUGCUAAAUACUCAUGCAUAUUCAUAUCAAAUUGAUAAGCAAUAACCACAUCUACAAAAAUGAGAAACUAGAUAACUGCAAUUAUAUAAGAAAGUCUGAUUUUUAUUGUCUUUUAAAAAGUUUGACUUUUCUUGUAUAUAACAAGAGCAUUCAUCACCAAGCAGACUUGAUUUGGUAAGUUACUAAGCUUGCUAGAGAAGGAGUGUUAUAUCAUACAUAUUAAAUAAAUGUGUUAUAUAUCAUAUAUUGAAUAAAUGUGUUAUAUAUCAUAUAAUUAUAUUGAAUAAAUGUGUUAUAUAUCAUAUAAUUACAUUGAAGAAAUGUGUUAUAGAAACAUGUUAUAUAUUUAGGAAAUGUUUAAUAUUCAUGUAUUGAAGAAAUACAUAUAUUCAUAUAUUGAAGUUUUUGUUUAUAAGACGUAUCUUUCAUCAAAGGUAAAAUCAUUCCAUAUUUCACUUGUUGUUACAGUAAACAUUGUGCUUUUUAAGGCUUUGACUUUUCUUGCAAGAUUUUCGUGUUAUCAUAUAUUUUAUUAACAUUUAUGUGCAUCUUAUCAGAAUAUGUAUGAAUUUUAUUAAGAUUUAUCAAUUUGAUUUAGAUGUACAUGUAUAUAGAUUUUACCUUGUUGUUGACUAGAUUUAUAGGAGAAUAAAGAUUGACUUUUAUUUUAUUUAUUCUUGGGUGGAAUUGUUAGAACUGUUGAGUGUUUUUAGAAGAUUUAACAUUUAACCUGACUACAAGGUCAUAUCCAAAAGAAACAUAAAUGUAUUGUUGCAUUUUAUUUUCCAUAUUUUUUAUCAUUUACAUUAACCUCAAAUGUACAACCAAAGAAAUCCAAAUAUGCAAUGUAUUACAAAUUAUUGGAAUAGUGUCAGGUGUUCAAAAUGAAAUCCACGUCGCCCAAUAUUUCACAGACUGGGAUUUUGACAAACCGCAUUGUAAUUUUUUUUAAUUGUAGUUAUAAAUGUACAAGGAUACAGUAUAUUGUAAAAUGCCAUUGAUUCUUAGUGAAAUUCUACCACAAUGUAUGAUAUCCAGAAGAACCUUAUGCAGGAUUUUGUGCAAGAAAAACACUACUUAAUUAAGAGUCUUACUUUCAUUUCAUGCAAGAGAAACACUACUUAAUAAGGAGUCUUACUUUCAUUUCAUGCAAGAGAAACACUACUUAAUAAGGAGUCUUACGUUCAUUUUGGGCAAGAGAAACACUACUUAAUAAGGAGUCUUACUUUCAUUUCAUGCAAGAGAAACACUACUUAAUAAGGAGUCUUACGUUCAUUUUGGGCAAGAGAAACACUACUUAAUAAGGAGUCUUACUUUCUUUUAUGCAAGAGAAACACUACUUUAUAAUUAAUUAAAAGGUGUGACUUUAAUUUUUUGAAACACUAUACGUAAUUAAGAGUCUGACUUUUCUGUCAUGAAUAUAUUAGGGUACUUGCUACAAAUAUUGGAUGUAUGGGUUGAUAAAUAGUUUUUUGGCUUAAUAUGGUCGUAAUUAGUACAACUAUCAAAUUCAUGGAAUGUUAGGAACUAAUCAUUGUGGUAUAUAUUGCUCUCCCUAUAUAACUCUACAAGGUUUUCCCACUUUAUUGGACAUCACUGAGAAAACAUGGUCAAAAAUUAAAUUGGACAUCACUGAGAAAACAUGGUCAAAUAUUAAAUUCCAUGUGUUGAAAUUUAUUCAAUUUACUUAUAUACAGAAAACUAAUAUCAAAUGUCAUCAGUUUUGAAAAAGAAGAGUUUGUUUGUAGCAAGCUGUUACCACUUUUCUAGGUUGUUUACAAUCACUUAUUUAACCAAAUUACAAAAUUUGUUUAUUUUUUUAUUUUUGUAUGUCAAUAUGUUUAUAUUGUAUAAUAUUACAUGUAUAUUAGGAAAAUAUCCUUUUAAUUUUCACAAAUUUGGAGGGGGGAUUCUGUGGUUGCUUUUUCCUUAGUAAAAAUCAUGACAUCACAAGUUAGAUUUGUGAAUGAUUGUUACAGAAUGAUUUUUAUGGACUGCAGUUUGGGAUGACACAACGAAGUGAUUGAUUUUUAUUGACAUUUUCUGUAUUUACACACCAAUCUGUGAUAACAAUUGUCUAUUAAUAUAUUUGUGAUUAAAAGUGUCUGAAAUCAAAUAAA
Molecule: messenger RNA, 8757 nt
Organism: Ostrea edulis (European flat oyster)
Lineage: Eukaryota; Metazoa; Mollusca; Bivalvia; Ostreida; Ostreidae
Product: DENN domain-containing protein 3-like
Exons: 27
Coding region: 1090-5061 (1323 amino acids)
Biological process (GO): regulation of Rab protein signal transduction
Cellular component (GO): cytoplasmic vesicle
Molecular function (GO): protein binding
Source: RefSeq, a predicted model, not a curated record